Molecule: messenger RNA, 1062 nt
Organism: Aspergillus terreus NIH2624
Lineage: Eukaryota; Fungi; Ascomycota; Eurotiomycetes; Eurotiales; Aspergillaceae
Product: putative serine/threonine-protein phosphatase
Exons: 3
Coding region: 1-1062 (353 amino acids)
Biological process (GO): polyphosphate catabolic process
Cellular component (GO): cytoplasm
Molecular function (GO): endopolyphosphatase activity; phosphatase activity
Source: RefSeq, a predicted model, not a curated record
AUGGCCGCUUACCCCGACAGCGAGAGCCAACCCUUCGAUUACACCUCCGAUUCCGACGACGAUGGGCUCUACUCCUCGAACACUCCCGCGCCGUCCUACCGCCUCACCCGCUUCACCCGCCCGCUGGUCGACUACGUGCGGAAUGAAUGGCAAACGAGCGCCAAAUACACCCACCUCUCCCCGUCCUCUCACGACCGGUCCGACUCCCCACGAUGGCUGCAAAUGAUCUUGUCGAUCGUCGCCGCCCCGCGCUUUCGUCGCUACGUGCUCGUCUACCUGUCGCUGCUGGUGUCGUGCUUCCUCGGGUGGAAGUUCGUCCUGUCACCGCGGCUGCAAGAACAUGCGUCGCUGUUGCGCGCCCUCGACCCCAACGUGAAACAGGAGGUGGGGGGCUGGUUCGGGACGAACGCGUUGCCUCGCUUCGACUAUAUCGUACAGUUGCGCACGCUGGAUCCGGCACUGUUGCCCGCCGAGACCGCCACCGCUGGCCAGCCGAGUCAGCGUCGGUUGAUUGUUAUUGGCGAUGUGCAUGGGUGCAAGACUGAAUUGGAUCGACUCCUGGACGAGGUCUCCUUCAACCAUGAGCACGAUCAUCUCAUUUUCACCGGCGACAUGAUCAACAAGGGCCCCGAUAGUUUGGGCGUGGUCGACCUGGCUCGUCAAUACUCUGCGUCCUGCGUGCGUGGAAACCAUGAAGACCGUGUUCUCCUCCUGCGCCAUGAGAUGCUCACAUCGAAUUCGUCGGUCAACGCGUCGCUGGGCGACCCUAAUGGCGAGCCGUUCCUGCCGCAAGACACCCAGGAACGUCAAUUGGCCCGUGAACUAACGGAUGAGCAAGCGGAAUGGCUCGACACAUGUCCGGUCAUCUUGGAUGUUGGCCAGAUCGCGAAUAUGGGCCAAGUGGUGGUGGUCCAUGCGGGCCUAGUGCCCGGUGUCGAUCUUGAAAAGCAGGAUCCAUACAGCGCUAUGAAUAUGCGCACCGUCGACUUGGACACGCACGUGCCCACUAUUCAACAAACACCAAUCGGUUCUCUACAACAGUCUCAAGGACACCUCUCCUGA